This is a messenger RNA of Nomia melanderi (Alkali bee), 1632 nucleotides long. Its product is annotated as UPAR/Ly6 domain-containing protein CG9338. Gene Ontology annotation, biological process: regulation of synaptic transmission, cholinergic; positive regulation of voltage-gated potassium channel activity; sleep. NCBI's taxonomy places the organism in Eukaryota, Metazoa, Arthropoda, Insecta, Hymenoptera, Halictidae. The record is from RefSeq and is a predicted model, not a curated record.
CUCUUACUCGCGAUCAGGCUGUCGACUCGACGACAACCCUUCCCGGAGCCAGUGCUUUACUCUCCGUCACGCAUCGCAGUUUGCAUACCGUUCCCCCAGAACGAGUUUCUUCGAGAGAGUACCUGCCACUUGCAGAGGACUUCCGGCAUGCAACGAAGGAUCGCAGUGCUAAUCGCCGGUCUUGCGCUCGUCUCGGUGGCUCGUUCAGAUGAAACUUUGAAAUGCUACAUGUGCACUUCUCUUACGAAUCCACACUGUGUGUCUAAUCCUAAGGCAGGCAAUGUCAAACUUGUCGAAUGUACUCUUCUUCAAAUGCACGAGUGGCAACGAAAUUUUCAACAGCACAACAUUUCGAAUGUAAUAUCGCACAUUUUCGAUGUUGACCAUUCGAGGAAUUAUCAAGCCGUUGGACCGAUGGCCUGCGCUAAAAUGGUUUUAACAGUUAAAAAAGAAGAGGUCGUAGUGAGAAACUGCCAGAUAGCGAAGGCAGAGAACAUUGAUCCCUGCAAAUCAAUACAGGGGAAGAUGAACAACGACUUCUCCAGCCUAGAACAUUGUGAUCUUUGUAUGCACGAUGCUUGCAAUACUUCCACUGGCCUCUCACCCAGAAUCUUCGUCAUUCUGUUGUUCCUUCUAGGAACUGUAAUCCUUGGUGGCUUUUACAACGGGGCGUAACCUUUACGUGCCACUUUAUUAAAUUGACUACGAUCGCCGUCGGAGACGUGUCACGAUCGAUCUCAUAGCGCAUUCUAAAACUCGAACACAUAUACAUACUGUUCAUCGAUGUUUCAUGUUGUUUCACGGCUACACAGCGCAACAACGGACCUAAAAGUUGUCAUUAUUCUUAGUUCCAAGAAAUCGUAUAUCGUUGUACUUUCAUUCAGGGAAACAUUGAAACUUAUCAGUUGAACUUGAAUGUACACAUUAAAAAAUUUCAACAACGAAUCGUUAGAAUUGUUGGAAAUGUUUUCUGACCUAACAUUUUUCGAAAGUUACAGCACGAAAAGUUAGGUUAGUUCUAAAAGUUGUUUGAAAAGUUAAUUUUACUAGAUAUUUGAAAAGUUAAUUUUAAAAAUUAUAUCUAGAAGUCAUUUUAAAAGUGAUUUCAAAAGUUAUAGCGCAAUUAUCGAUUGAAUUUCUACGUUUUCAAUUCUAUAAUUAAAGAUUCCAAGUAACUAAUAUUAAGUUCGUUUUGAGAUCAUUGUUUCGUAUCACCUUGUUUACUCGCGCGUCCAAACUAACCAUAUGAAAUUAAGCGCGUGAAAUGAUUCCUAAGGGAUGUAUGACUUUCGACUCGAUUCGCUUCGAGACGAUACUUCUUGAUUCUCGACGAGUUUGCUCGCGGAACUUUGUAUACCGAACCCGUGGGGUCUAUAUAGUUAUUGCGUAAUUUCAAUGAAAAUGAAUUUUGAACGUUAUUGUAUUUAUUGAAAUGCAUUUGCGAUCGAUGGGUAUUUAUCGAGGCUCGACCUUGCAAGCAUAAGUAAUUAAAUAUACAAUCAUAUACGUGCGUGUGUGUAUUAAACGGAUGAGCGGGCUUGUAAAUCGUGAUAUUUUGGUCGGUGUCUGUAAAAAGAAAUUAUGCUAUCGAGCUUCUCAAGGACAAAUAAAACCAUUGCACCAAAAUUAUAA